UGCAGAUAUGCAUAGUUUACCAAACAAGAGAUUGUAGAAAAGGCCAAGACAAGAUGUCAUGAUCUAUCUUUAAUGGUGUUUCCGUAUAUGAGAUUAAUACUAAAGCACACAUGAAAAACAUUGAAAGUGACAUAUUUGUUAUGAAGUAUUGUGAAUUCUAAGGUUUUUAUUUUUUUUAAAUGCAUAACUGAUUAAAAUAACAUAGUUUAUAUAUAAACGAUUACUUUGUUAUUAGCUUAUUACUAAAAGCUUUUCUGAACUAUUUUUGACAAAAUAUACAAAUAAUGUUCUAGAAUACAAAAAGAAAUGAAUGAAGCCGUAUAUAUUUUCAAACCAAACAUGGAAAAUAAAAACAUAGUCGAAAAAAUCAAAUUCAAAGUCAGACUUAAAAUAUAGAUAUAAGAUAAUAUGAUUUUUGUUGACUUUUAAAAGUGUCUAACCAACAUAAAUGAUUUUAAACUUGGUACACAAAACAAGUGGAUUAAUCAACCAACAUAAAUGAUUCCAAACAUGAUCCAUAAGCGACCUUUUGUCGCGAGUUAACACACUCCUUGCAAUCUCCACGGCAAGUUUAUUGACUCCAUGAUGGACAUUUGCUUGCACCACUUACCUUUUUAGGUAGAAUUUGAAUUUUGAGUAAGGCAUAUAUGGCACCACCAUUUUUGUUCUGGCUGAUCGUCAAUCAAAGUCACAUUGAAGGUAAAAUUGCAAUGUUACUAUUGUAAAUUACAUAUAAUCACGGGACAAUCUAAAUUAUUUUAAGAACUGGCGCAUAUAAUUGGUAGAAUAAAACAAAACCAAAGGGCAGAGCUAUACUUAAGAUAUUUGACUAUUUUAUGCACUAAAUCGUAAGUGUAAAGAUAUAUGUGGAUGGCGUGUUCCUAUAGUCUUCAUACUUUUCUUUUUAGAAACAAAAUAGUCUUCAUACUAUAUGCCCCUAUUCACGUUAUAAAGAACUGUAGAAGAGGAGAUAUUCACUUUAUAAAUAACUGUAGAAGAGGAGAGAAGAAACAUAGAUCGAAGAUGAAAGUUAGAAUUAGUAAGGAGGAGGAGGAGGUGGAGGAGCAGCCGCUCAGCCCGAUGGCGCGUGUGUUCCAGUCUCCAGAGGUAGACUACUGUGCCGUCACCAUCAUGGGAUUCAAAACCAAGUUCUGUCCGGACGUCCUUCUCGAUGCCUUGAAGCAUAAUGUCUCCAAGCAUCCUCGUUUUUCCACCAAACUGAGUGAGGAUGGUGCAAAAUGGAUAGAGACUCAAGUCAAUGUAGAAGAUCAUGUAAUUGUACCAAACAUAGACCCAGAAGAGAUAGGUGAAGAUGGACAAAGCUUCGUCGAUGACUACAUCUCACGUCUCACGACGAUUCCUCUAGAUAGAUCAAGACCCUUGUGGGACAUGCACAUCCUUAACGUAAAAACCUCAGAUGCUGAAGCAGUCGGUGUAAUAAGAUCUCACCAUUCAUUGGGAGAUGGUAUGUCUUUGAUUUCUCUCAUGCUCGCAUGUACCCAUAAGACAUCAGACCCUGACAAUACUGCUAUUCCUUCCUUGAAACGGCGUCAAACCGUGCCGCACGGACUUAUAAAACAAAGCUGGUUUUUAAGGUUUAUAUUCACCGUUGGUUCUACAACGAGACUGAUUUGGAACACCGUUGUGGAUAUGUUGCUUCUUUUGGCGACUAUCUUGUUUUUGGUGGAUACAAAAACACCUUUAAAAGGUGGCGCAGAUGUUGGGAGGAAUCCAACGAGAUUUUAUCGAAGAACUAUCUCUUUGGAUGACAUAAAACUUAUAAAGAACUCUAUGAACAUGACUAUCAAUGAUGUUCUACUCGGAGUUACACAAGCUGCUCUUUCUCGCUAUUUGAACCGACUUUAUGGUAAGAAGAAUGAGGAGGAAGGAGUAUUGACAUCGAAUCAGAACCAUCUUCCAAGUAAACUACGUUUCCGUGCAGGUUGUACAGUAAAUCUGAGGUCCGACAUCGGGUUCAAGCCUUUGGCAGAUAUGAUGACCAAGGACUCAAAAUGCAGAUGGGGAAACUACUUCAGCUUUAUUAUUUUGCCCUUUUCCAUCGGUUUACAAACCGAUCCUUUGGUCUAUCUAAAGAUAUCCAAAUCCACGAUGGCUCGAAAGAAGCAUUCUUAUCACGCUGCACUAGUGUAUUUUAUCAUCAAAAUUAUCUUAAAAGUGUUUGGAGCUAAGGCAGCAGCAGCCAUAUUUAACCGACCGGUGGUAAAUUUAACUACAUGCGUUUCAAACGUCAUAGGUCCAAUGGAGGAAAUCAGUUUCCGUGGCCAUCCUAUCGCUUACAUCGCUCCAAGUAAUUAUGGACAAUCACAAGCAUUGUUGGUACAUUACAUGAGUUAUGCGGGGAAGAUGAUAAUCUCGAUGGCUGUUGACCCUACAGUCAUACCGGAUCCUCACAAGAUAUGUGAUGACAUGGAAGAGUCACUCAAAGACAUGAAAGCUGCUCUUUCAGAAAGAGGGUUACUCUAAGGCUUGUGAGAGCCAUUGGUAUCUGUUUUGUAUAAACCUGUAGACGUGUUGAUGAAUAUUUGUUUGGUCUAAAAAUGUUUUGUUUGGAGGGCUUUAAUUUGGCCGGUCAUAGUUGUUGAACACAAAAAAUGCAUACAAAAUGUCAAAGAUUUUAGAUAUCUCAUUAUUCAGUCCUA
Brassica napus (rape) is the source of this 2660-nucleotide messenger RNA. Its product is annotated as wax ester synthase/diacylglycerol acyltransferase 7-like. Gene Ontology annotation, molecular function: diacylglycerol O-acyltransferase activity; long-chain-alcohol O-fatty-acyltransferase activity. NCBI's taxonomy places the organism in Eukaryota, Viridiplantae, Streptophyta, Magnoliopsida, Brassicales, Brassicaceae. Bases 865 to 2484 code for a protein of 539 amino acids. The record is from RefSeq and is a predicted model, not a curated record. The transcript has 7 exons. Gene Ontology annotation, cellular component: plasma membrane. Gene Ontology annotation, biological process: triglyceride biosynthetic process.